Molecule: messenger RNA, 1555 nt
Organism: Porites evermanni
Lineage: Eukaryota; Metazoa; Cnidaria; Anthozoa; Scleractinia; Poritidae
Source: the annotation of a GenBank genome assembly
CGUGAAGAUACUACUGAUAAAUCAGACUUGACGAAUAUUUUCCCUAAAGGAGUUACCUCGAUAAUUUUGGAAGAAAAGGCUCCAAAAUGGCAAGCAUUUACUCAAGUGGGAUAUAAUGGAGCACAUGUAAUCUUAAACCCAGGUCGACGCUACUCCAGCUUAGUUGUCAUGGGACUAGAAAAUCCUGUAAUGAGCUUGCGAACGUUUGACAAGGUAAUCUCCAGGCGGAAUCUCAGAUACUUUUUAGAGCUUUUACCGCAGAAUAAGAGCACUAAAUUGAAAUGAUUGCAUUUAUUUUCUUUUUUAUGUAGUCUGCGACUUUGGUAUUGUAUGAGAACGAAGACUACGGCGGCAGAGCACUGGUAAGGCUUCCAACUAUUUCCUCUUGCAUGUAGUUAAUUGCAGUGUAUAUUUCUGUUAUAAAAACCGUUUCGAUAACAAUUUCCCUAAUGCUGAAAACUAAAAUUCUUUCGGUCGAUGAACCUAAUUAUUUUUUUACCUUAAUGCUUUCCUUGGUAGGUUGUAUUAGUCCACCCCGUCCCAGCAAAAACGUCUUUUGGUGAAAGUGAUUGUAAUCCGUACUAGUCCAUAACCAUGAUGUUAACUUGAUCAUGCUGCCCUUUUCAUAGGAACUAGAGAAAAAUUCUGCAGAGUCAGCAGACCUUACAGAAAAUUUACCCAACGGAGUGCAUUCGAUUGUUUUGAAAGAAAAUGCCGAGAAAAUGCAAGUGUUUACUAAAAUAAGUUUUCAUGGAGCACACGUAACUUUACAUCCAGGACGACGGUACUCCAGCUUAGAUGCCAUGGGACUGGUAAAUCCUGUCGUUAGCCUAAGAAUCUUUAACAAGGUAAAAUCCAAAUAAUUGCUGUACUAUAGAGCUUUAAUAGCGAAAUUAAUACUGCUUAAUAGCUGAUCUCUUUCUUUUUCGUUUUGAUGCAGCCUGGGGUUGUGCAAGUGUAUGAAGACGAAGAGUACGCCGGUAAAGUGCUGGUAAGGAAAAGAGGUUAAAUUUAUACGAGAAUCAGUGGUUAAUUGACGCGAUAUUAAUGUCGAUAAAAAGCUUUGAAAUGCUUUCUUAUCAGCUACCUAAACGUGCUGGAUGAAUACAACGAUCUCAGUAAAACUGUUUGCUGCUGAAAUAUAUUUUAUUUGAACCUUGUUCUGACACAGAUAUUACAAGGAAAUUGUUUUAUAGAGAACUCACCGCGACUCAGCGAGAUCGCAAGACUUUUCUCUUUACUCUUUCUCAUAGAGUAAUGCAUGAAGAUGAUUAAAAAUUUACUGUUACAAUCUUACCAAUCAGUUUUAUUGCUGAUUCAAUCAUCGUUUUUCUAGGAAUUACACGAAAAUGCUCCCGACCUGACGAAUACUUUCUCACGAGGAGCGCGCUCCAUUGUUUUGAAAGAAAAUGCGCAGAAAUGGCAAGUGUGUUCUCAAGUGGAAUAUGAGGGUGCACAUGUAAUCUUGGAACCAGGUCGACGCUACUCAAGCUUAUGUGUUAUGGGCCUUGUAAAUCCUGUAAUGAGCAUGAGAAAGUCGGGAAAGUCACAGUGA